AUGGUUGCCUGGCGCUUGGCAAACCUUAAGCGGAUCGUAGAGUUUAUCUUAUUGGCCUUUUGGCUUCUGGCGGCGCAAACCCGAAAGCCGCGACACAUUCAGCUUUCUCCGGCGAUCGACAGACACGAAAAGGACCAGCUGCCUUAUCAGUGCAGUCUGUACUCUGUACAAGAAGCCGCCACCAUUCACAUUCACUCAUCUGGUACUCCGUAUCACACGGGCAACUUGCAGGAGCUCGACAAGGCUAGGACGCUGCGCCCCAAGAUGUCAUCGUUCAACAGACCAUACGUGUCCGAUGGCCACAUACUAGAGAACCCACCGCUUUCUGCAAAGGCACGCCGCCUGCUUGAGUCCUUGUACAUGUUUUUCGGGCUUUACUUUGUCAGCCUUUUCUCGUUCACUCCAUAUGCCGCUGCGGAGGCUUCUCAGUUUAAUAUCAAGAAUCCUUCAAACCGUGACCCCAGAAGUAGGGGUCGAGGUGUAGGUAGAGGAGGAGGAGGAGGAGGAGGCGGCGGGAAUGAUUAUGACAGGAGGGGCGGAGGAGGCGGUGGCCCUUCAAAGCGAAUCGGAAGAGUUGAUGAUGUGCGUGGCCCAGAAUGCAAGAGCUGUCAGUGACACCGUAUCUGCCGGCAAAUGA
Molecule: messenger RNA, 637 nt
Organism: Nannizzia gypsea CBS 118893
Lineage: Eukaryota; Fungi; Ascomycota; Eurotiomycetes; Onygenales; Arthrodermataceae
Exons: 3
Coding region: 1-615 (204 amino acids)
Source: RefSeq, a predicted model, not a curated record